CUAUAAGACUCAGAAGUAUUCACGGGCCUACUUUGGUUUCAAGUCACCAGAGAAGUGCUCAGUUCAAGGACAUAGUUGAAUAUGCGCCUUCACAGCGUGUGCCGAAACCAUGUGACAAGAAAGAUCCUCGUGAAGGGUCUCUUACCAAAGACCCUGAUUAUCUUGAAUUCCUUAAGCUCAUUGCUCAAACUGUCGAGAAUCUCCCUAGUGCUGAAGUCCAGUUGGAAAGAAGAGAAGCCGAGCAGUCUGGUGCUUCAAAACCGGCUCCUAUUGUUACCCCUCUUAUGGAAUUCAUACGGCAAAAGCGUGCUACUGUGAUUGGAUCUCAGGGUUUAUUAGAUGUUCGAAGAGGAGGUAGAAGAGCCAGAGCAGUCUCGGCAAACAAGCCUAGUUCAAGGCCUUCGAAACGAAACUGUGAAAAGAAAAAGUAUGUGGAAAAGGACAACUCAAAAAGCGUCCGCAGCUCCAAGCAAGAUUAUCAUCAGCCGAACUCAAGUGGAAAGGACAUACAAGUAGCUGAAACUGCCUCUGUCAUGGAUAGCUCUCUCCCAGGGAUUUCAUUGACUAUGGAUUCUGGGAAGAAAAAAAUCUUGCUCCUGGAAAAAGACCGAGACAAUCCUGUUAACUCUCCACCACAACCGGAACAGCAGAUAGAAACUAAUCUCUCCUCGACUUCAAGACAGAAUCAGAAGGUUGAUGUCGGUGGGAGAUUGAUCAAGGGAAUACUUGUGAGAAAUGAGCAGCGACAUAGCCAGUCUUCAACUUUUGUUCAGCCUGAGCCAAGAGUGGAACCCUCAGAAGCAGAAAACUGCAAACGUCCUUUUCGAGCAGUGAGAAGCAAGAGAGGCGUCCAAGAAACAAGGACAGACCUGAUCGUGUGGUGUGGGCUCCUCUCCGUCGCCGCUCACGGGUCUAAUAACAGCGAAGACCAACUUUCAUCUUCAGCAGCAAACGAUGGAAAAGUGAAAGAGAGGACGUUGUUGCAAAGAUCUGGAGAAGUGGUGAACUCCUCUGGUGGACACUCUCCUGAGAAUUGUUCUGCUAGACAUUCUAGUCGCCGUGUUGGAGCUCGCAAUAGAAAAGAAGACGGCUUUGCCGUGACUGGUGAGGGUAGAUCAUCGUGUAGAGGAGGUGGUGGUGGUUCCAAUUCAUAUGAGAAGCAAAAAUGGAUCCAAAAAUCAUCAACGGGUACUUGAUAUAUUUGCUUAUGAUAUGGCUUUAAACAUCAGCCAGUUCCAAUGAAUUUUGUCUUUGAACGGGAGUCUAUAGAUCUGAAUGGAAAUGGAGAGUAACAACACUAUCAACAUCACUCGGGUUUUUGGAAAUUUUGGUCCAUCUAAGUCGUAGUAUUGCACAUAAAAGAGACCCUCUGAAAGUAGGAAUAGGAAUCAGGUUUGAGACAAGAAAGACUCGGUUGCUUCUAGACGUUCAUGGUGCCUGCAACC
Eruca vesicaria subsp. sativa (arugula) is the source of this 1445-nucleotide messenger RNA. Lineage: Eukaryota; Viridiplantae; Streptophyta; Magnoliopsida; Brassicales; Brassicaceae. The record is from the annotation of a GenBank genome assembly.